AUGAGAGCCCUGACCAUGCCAUCCUGCUCUGCCCCUCUGCUCUGUCUGCUCCUCCUGCUGUUGUGUGGGCUGCUGGGAGGGCAGGUGCUGUCCAUCUGCCCCCCUGUGUGCUCCUGCAGCCGGGGACACCGUGUGGUGGACUGCUCUUCACGAGGCCUAACCAAGCUACCACCUGGCCUGCAGCACAACAUUCGCUUUCUCAACCUUUCUUUUAAUAGCUUGCAGGGUUUGGACAGCCAGCUCAGCCACUAUGCCCACCUGCGAACACUGGACCUGUCCUACAACCGCUUGGAGAGCCUGCCCCCCGCCUUGCCGCGAUCUCUGUGGGACAUCCGAGCGGCGGGGAACCAUCUACGCUCACUGGACAAAAACGACACAGCUUACCACUGGAACCUGAAAGUACUUGACCUGUCGGACAAUGAGCUAGAGAGAGUGGUCUUCAUCAACAACACGCUGCCAGGUCUCCAAGCUCUCAACCUCAGUCAUAAUAGGUUUUGGACUGUGCCCACGAAUAUGCCGCACAACUUGGAGAUCAUUGAUUUGUCACAUAACUAUCUGGUGCAGAUCCUGCCUGGAUCAUUGAAUCGGCUGCCAAGACUGGCUCAAAUCUAUUUGCAUGCUAAUCGCUUCUCCUGGUUGUCUGAAGGGAUCUUUGAUAAGCUGACUGGGCUGGAGGUGAUGACUCUUGGGGAUAACCCCUGGGCUUGUGAAGAGGAAGAAAACAUAAUGAGACUCUUGAGAUGGGCUGAACAGACCCGUGCAACUGUCUUAGGCUGCCCCUGUUAUACAAGACCCAUCUGUGGGCAAACCCACUUGGCAACACCAGGUAGGGAGUGGCACUCUGCACUGUUCACAGAGCCACCGCUCUGGGUUAAUAGCAGAGGGGUGGGGCAUGAUGGUCAAUCACCUGCAAGGACUGCAGAGGCCACGUCUAGUUACCAAUUUUGA
Messenger RNA from Micropterus dolomieu (smallmouth bass), 948 nucleotides. RefSeq names its product oligodendrocyte myelin glycoprotein b (gene omgb). Lineage: Eukaryota; Metazoa; Chordata; Actinopteri; Centrarchiformes; Centrarchidae. Gene Ontology annotation, biological process: neuron projection regeneration. Gene Ontology annotation, molecular function: protein binding. The record is from RefSeq and is a predicted model, not a curated record. The transcript has 4 exons. Bases 1 to 948 code for a protein of 315 amino acids.